AUUUAUCUCAGGAUCAUUCCACCCGUAUUGGUAAUGAUAGGAUUUGGAUGUACAAUAUGGAUAGUGAGCAUGUUCUAUGGACCAAUCAAGGAUUUAUAUUCUGAUUUAGAGUAUCAAAGGUGCCAGAAAAAUUGGUGGACAUCUGUUCUAUUCAUAAAUAAUCAUUAUAACCAGUAUGACAUGUGUCAUUUCAUUACAUGGUACCUAUCAGCUGAUACCCAACUUUACGUGCUGUCUCUGAUAAUUUUGUCGAUUAUCUGGAUGUUCAAGAGAAAUACCGUCACAAUUUUGGGGUCCUGUGUUGUUGUUGGAAUUCUGAUACCGACUAUGAUAUCUUAUAUCUAUGAUUUGGAUUUCAUUUAUAGAAUUACCCCAGAGAAUUCCAAGAAUAAUAAAUUCAGGUCUUUUAAUUUCAAUGCCAUAUAUUCGUCAAACUACGCCAACAUGGCUACAUAUAUGGUGGGCCUAUGUUUUGGAUAUGUAUAUUCAAAAAUGAAAAAUGGACAUUUUUUUGUUAAUACCUCAUCUAAAAUAAUAUGCUGGCUUGCAUUCUUAGGAUUACCCGUUUCGGUAGUUCUCGCUUCUUCGCAUUACUAUUCAAGAUUCGUCAGUGCCAUUUUGAGUGGUAUUCUGAAACCAUUAUACGCUGUGGGUAUAGCAGUUGGUAUUCUAGGAAUGUCCCAAGGAAUAGGGGGUAUUGUCAAAAGAAUAUGCGAAUGGAAACCAGCACUCAUUUUGGGCAACCUCACCUAUAGUACGUAUGUUGUGCAUUAUGGAAUAGUGUUCUACAGAACAGCAACAGCCAAACAGCCUCUAUAUAUAUCGGAUUCCGUAUUGAUCACAUCAUUCAUUUACGACGCUAUUUUUUCUUUCUCCUGUGGAUUCUUGAUGCACAUCCUUGUGGAAAUGCCUGCAUCUCAGCUGCAGAACAAAUACGUUCCUCAAGUUAGGAAACAACGUGGAUUGGAUAAGAAUAACAAAGAAAAAUGAAGAAAGUAUACUACAGACUCGAAGAACAGGGUUCUUAGAGUUUCAGAAUAGAAGGGAAACAAGAGUCCAAAUUUUUCAAAAUGUUCCUAGUAAAGUGGCAGUUAUUCACUCCUUAAUUUGGUGAAAUAUUCAAUAUUUUCUCCAUAUUCAGUCAAAUAACAUUAUUAUUACUGAGUAAGGUAUUUAUUGAGUUACUUUGUUAUUGACAAAUCAUUUUGAAUGAUUAAAUCAGCUGUUGAAACA
Leptinotarsa decemlineata (Colorado potato beetle) is the source of this 1233-nucleotide messenger RNA. Its product is annotated as O-acyltransferase like protein. NCBI's taxonomy places the organism in Eukaryota, Metazoa, Arthropoda, Insecta, Coleoptera, Chrysomelidae. Gene Ontology annotation, molecular function: acyltransferase activity, transferring groups other than amino-acyl groups. The record is from RefSeq and is a predicted model, not a curated record.